GUUACUUUUGUGUACUUUAUAUUUGUGCUUGAUUAAAGUUGCAGUGUGGGUGAAGACGUGCUGAUUAUUAUUUUUUUACUGUGGGUCUUGAGUGAAGGAGGAUGGUGAUAUUUAAAGUUUGGCUCGUGCUUUUGCUCUUGCCGAGUCUAUUGGGAGUCAACAUGGAGCAUCUCCAAGGAGAGAAUUUGCAUCUGCUACCUCCUGAUCAGCAUAAUGUGGUCAUGAAUUAUGGAAUGAAAGUGUUACCGAGAGAUUGCCACGAAAUGCUCAUGAGCUCUUCAGGUCACGCCAGGGACGGCGUGUACCUGAUCCAACCGGGGGACGCCCCAAUCCUGGUCUUCUGCGCCAUGCAGGAAGGAGGAUGGACCGUAGUCCAGCACAUCACCGUUAACAGUAGCGUCAAUUUUGACCGAGUGUGGGCCGACUAUAAACGAGGUUUCGGUGACGUCACUGGCGAUCACUGGCUCGGGAAUGAAUACCUGCACCAGCUUAGUGGAGGCCCGGUACGCUACAAACUAGGAGUGAAACUCGUGGACCGAGACGCCGUGACAAAAAUGGGGGAGUACGAUCCGUUCCUGGUGGAGGGCGAGUCAUCGGCGUACAGGUUGAGGCUGGGUUUGUUCCAUGGCACGGCCGUGGACGCCCUCACCCAGGACACGGAGAACUACCUGCACGAUAAUCAAAAAUUCACCACUAAGGACAGAGACAAUGAUAAUUACUUCCAGAACUGUGCCAAGUUGGAGUUCCAGGGAGUGGCCGGUGGAGGUUGGUGGUACGACGCCUGCGCUGGUGCCAAUCUGAACCGAAGAAAUGUCAUCUACUGGCAAAAGGACUGCAACAAAGAGCGAUUGUGCAAGUACGCAUGGAUGAUGGUGAAACCGUCACACACGGUUAAAGCUGUUCAUUGCGCUGACUGCAAAAAGGAUGAGUUAUGAAAAGCUUCUCAGCAGAAGAUGCAAUGUGGCUCUGGACAACGAUCAGGUAAUUGUACAAAAAAAAGCUCUCCUGGAGGCUUUUUAAAUACUCAAAUUAGAAAAGUCCCAGAAAAAUACAUAUAUAAGAUGAAUUUAAAAAAAAUAACAUCAAGACUCAAUAUAUUCUGCAGGAUAUUGACAUUUAUUUGAAGAAAAUGGAUAAACACCGUUUCUAAAAUACAGAAGCAUAAAAGCAACAAACCCAAAAACAACUUCACUAUCCAGUAUAAUGGAAACAUACUUUUAAAUUCCUGGUUUGAAAGAGUCUUUCAAAAAAGGAAAAAAAUAUUGGCUUUGCCUCAGUUAAAAAAAAAAAAAAAAGGCUAUUUA
Syngnathus acus (greater pipefish) is the source of this 1304-nucleotide messenger RNA. RefSeq lists its product as uncharacterized. The coding region runs from base 102 to 935 and encodes 277 amino acids. The transcript has 3 exons. NCBI's taxonomy places the organism in Eukaryota, Metazoa, Chordata, Actinopteri, Syngnathiformes, Syngnathidae. The record is from RefSeq and is a predicted model, not a curated record.